CCGUAACACAGAAACAGCUCAUUAAACUAAACAUCACACUGAACAGUUCACAGUUUAGUUUCAGUGUAGGCUAUGUGUAAAUAAAUAUCAGUUCAUAUUCACGGUUAGAUAAGGUUUUAAAUGUUAUCGGGCUCGUUAGCCGGAAGCUGUUAGCCUAGCUACACCGAGAGAAAGAAGCAGCAGAUAUUUACCUGAACAAGGAGUUCAACAUGGAGGACAUGUUCAUCAAACCAGGUAACCAGGAGCGAGGAUGGAAUGACCCCCCUCAGUUCUCAUACGACCUGCAGAAGGCCCGCGGACCACAAAGGAACCUCCUGAACAAGAGAGCAGCUCCACCUGCAGAUUCAGGUUCUGGAGCCCCACCAAUGACCCCUCCCUCAAUAGGUUCAGCCCCGCCUCCUUUCAAUCCAGCUGGUCCACCUCCUACCUGUGUGGCCACGCCCCCUCCUCCAUUGGGACCAAUAAGAGGUCAGAAAGAGGCUGAUGGCAGCCAAUCAGAGAGUGAGCCUGAUGUAGAGGCUGUGAUGUUGGUGCUGAAUGGAGCACUGGCUGCCUGCAGAGAGACUGUUAAAGAUCAGGUGUGUAAUGAUGUGGCAAAGAGACUUCGUGUCCUGGAGGACAGCUGGAGGUCAGGAAGACUGAGCCUACCUGUCAGGAGACGCAUGGACUGCCUGUCUUUGGAGUUACAGUCAGCUCGUUGGGACUCGGCUGAUGACAUCCAUCGCUCUCUGAUGGUCGAUCAUGUGACUGAAGUCAGCCAAUGGAUGGUUGGCGUCAAACGACUCAUCGCUGAGAUCCGAAAGCUCGGACCAGACCGCUUAGAGGGUUUUCACAAACCAGCAGGACCAGACCAAAGCCCCAUAAAACCAGACCAGGACCAUGUAAAACCAGAACAGGACCCUGAAAAAAACCCAGACCAAGACCCAAAUAAACCAGACCAGGAGGCGGUCUGUGAAUCAUGACUCUGUUAGUUCUGCAGUGACUUGGACUUGGUUCUUUCUGUUUCACACUUCAGCUGAGGGUCAAAGGUCAGAGGUUAAAUAGGGGGGCUGGUCUGGACUAUGUGUGGAAUGUACAUCAGAAGUUUUCAGACGGUUGGACUAGUCCUAUGGGGGGCGCUGCAGAGCUGACAGAGAGCUCUGCUCCUCUGUUUAUAGUUUGAACUCUGAGGACUCACUUCUUAAAGGUACAGGUGUUAAGUAUUAAAUGUCAGGGCUGUCAAACCAUUAAUCCUUUAAUCGCUGAAUUAAGUAGUUCAUUGAUUUCAUUAAAAUGGUAAGCCUUUUAUUAUGAAUGUUUGUCCUGUCUUAGGCUGAGACUUCUUUACUUGCUGUGUGCUUUUAUUUUGAAAUAAAGUAAGGCCCUUCCUGUAGAAGGAAGGUUAGGACAUAGAGGGUGCGUUCGAAUUGUCCCUCCUAUCUCCUUUCAUUUCCUUUCACUAUCCUCUUUACCUUAACCCCGGAAGCAUUUAAGUGGCGGCCAUGAUAAGAGCCGUUCAAAUUCUCUAAAAGUUAAGGAAAGGUGGGUCAAUGCUUCCUUUAUAACAUCCUUUAGCAUAGGAUACACUGGACCAUCCUUUACGAAAGGAGAUGAGAUAUGCCGCCCCACAAUUCCUUGCGGCCGCAACAUUUAAAGCGAGUCGCACAUCCGACCGUUCACGAACAUUAACGAUGAUCGUAAAGUGACACAGAUCAUGUUUUAUUCAACAUAUUUAAUUCAAUUAAGAAUGCUUUGUGCAGUUGUACAUUUGUAUGCUUAAAACAUUAUGUGUAGGUUAUAUCUUACAGAAAUGUAACUAUUAAUUUCAUAUUUAUGUUGAUGUUGAUUUCUGAGUGGACAGGAAGCUGAUGGUUUCACUUUUCUUACUCGUAGCCUUGUAGUCUAUAUUGCUUUUAUUUCAAUCCCAACCUUGUGUUAAUUAGGAUUAUUUCACCGGUAAGAAGGCACAGGGAAAAGUUUUUUAGAUGAUCUUUUAGUAGUCCAUUUUCUGAACAUUGUAGUUUCAACACGGCGGACUCACGUCAUUAACCUCCGCCGGCCCGUCGCAUUUAAUUAUGUGGCCUAGUGGAAAAUGCGGUCGGAUUGUCAGAGCAACGAGAUCUCCUUUCCCUAAGUCCUUUAUGAAUUCUCCUAACAUCUUUCUUAACCUCAUGACGUUUUCCCCGGGGUUAAGGUAAAAUGGAUAGUGAAAGGAGAUAGGAGGGACAAUUCGAACGCACCCGAAGUAAAGCACAGAAACAGGAAGUGGUUAGGGAUCCCAAACUGAGGUCAAACAGCUCAAAGGAACGGUAACAAAGGUCAAUGUGUGAUGUCAUAAGGUGGAUAUUACUUUGGACUCGUCAGCUGAUCUGUCUGAGAGUUUGUUAAAGUGAAAUGAGACAUUCAAAGAUGCAGCAGUGUCCUUCUUUUACAUCACUGAGACUACAGGGAGACACUGAGGACGACUAUCUACGGAGAGCCUGAAGGGACAAAAUAGCAGGAGAUUAAAAACAAUGAAUGCAUUAAUACAGACCUUAAUUAAUCGUCAUGACCUCGUUCAUACUGACAGCUCUAAUAGUUUUAUGAACUGUAUUUAAAGUUGUGUUCCUACCUGGAGAUGAUGAAUCAACCAAUCAGAGCUCAGCAUCACUAAGCUCCCCUGGAUCAGAAUAAAUGAAACAUGACUAUCAUGAUGA
This is a messenger RNA of Labrus mixtus (cuckoo wrasse), 2675 nucleotides long. RefSeq names its product steroid receptor RNA activator 1 (gene sra1). The record is from RefSeq and is a predicted model, not a curated record. The transcript has 6 exons. Lineage: Eukaryota; Metazoa; Chordata; Actinopteri; Labriformes; Labridae. Gene Ontology annotation, cellular component: nucleus. The coding region runs from base 210 to 962 and encodes 250 amino acids. Gene Ontology annotation, biological process: regulation of transcription by RNA polymerase II.